UGUAGAUCGCAACGCUUGCUGUUAAUAUUUUUGUAGGCACUGUCAAUUAAGAUUAUAAUGGCUGUAGCAAGAAUUUACAACGUUGUUUUAAGUGUUUUACUGCCUAUAAUGUUUUCUAACACAUGCGAAGCAAUAAAAUGUUUCGAGUGCAACAGCCACAACAACUCGGCGUGCCUCGAGAUGCACGUGCCGAAGAUGCAUGCUAUCAUACCCGUGGUCGAGUGCAAGGACAGGCUCGAUAACACUAUCGACAAGAAGGAGUUCUUCUGUAGGAAGAUUACUCAGACUAUCUUACAUCCAGACCAUACUCCCGAGGUCCGCAUCACCCGAGGCUGCGGCUGGGUGAAGAGCAAGCGAGCCUGCUACAAAGCUGACAACAUGGACCACUUGGAAACCGUCUGUCAAUGCUUCGGAGACCUCUGCAAUGCGGCAACCACGCUUGAACACGUCAAACUGACAGUUCUAACAACCGUUGCCACUCUUCUCGCUGCGUUCAAAACAUGGCGAGGGACUGUUUGAAUUUAGAACACGUCAAACUGACAGUUCUAUCAACUGUUGCCAUUCUUUUAGCUGCGUUCAAAACAUGGCGGGAUAGUGUUUGAAUAUAGAACUUGGUGUUUAUGUUAAACGAUACUUAAGAUUAAUUGUGUAAUGGAUUUUAGUAUUAAUUGGGCUGGAUUUUGGGCCAAAAGACUGGACUAAACUUGGU
This is a messenger RNA of Helicoverpa zea (corn earworm), 709 nucleotides long. RefSeq lists its product as uncharacterized. NCBI's taxonomy places the organism in Eukaryota, Metazoa, Arthropoda, Insecta, Lepidoptera, Noctuidae. The transcript has 3 exons. Bases 58 to 519 code for a protein of 153 amino acids. Gene Ontology annotation, biological process: regulation of synaptic transmission, cholinergic; positive regulation of voltage-gated potassium channel activity; sleep. The record is from RefSeq and is a predicted model, not a curated record.